This is a messenger RNA of Trichoderma atroviride IMI 206040, 2699 nucleotides long. NCBI's taxonomy places the organism in Eukaryota, Fungi, Ascomycota, Sordariomycetes, Hypocreales, Hypocreaceae. The record is from RefSeq and is a predicted model, not a curated record.
AUGGCCGUUCGAUACACCGUAGAGCAUUUGCUCUUCCUGAGAGACUCGCCGCUAUGUACGAAACCUGAGAAGCUUCCUCCAGCAGAGGAAUGGAUGGGAACAAAACUACCAACGAUCGGCCUCGGCCUUCUGAUAAUCCACUCCUCGACCAGAACAAUCGCCGCACUGGCAUCGGCCAUGCCUCGCGGAAUAGUACAAGUUGACCCCGAGGAUAUUGUCUUUGCCCCUCCUCGGAUGGCAUUUGCUUCCUCUGGCCGAAGCAGCAAGACGCUAGAAAGCGACAAAGCGACCAAAGACAUCGAUCCAGUAGGCCGUUUUGGCUUGCGCAAUCGAACCAGCGAAGCAGACGGAGACCGUCUGGCAGACCGUCUGCGCGCACCUAAUGCCCUUCGACGCCGCGGAGAGAACGAUUUAGAUGGCGAGGGGUGGAGCACUGUUAAACCCCGCAAGAGUUUUGGAGCUGAGGGUGCUGAGCGCUUCCAUGGCCGCAUGGGUGGCAAUUUUCGAGACGAGAAGAAGCCAGUGCGGGAGAACGACCGUGAUGCCACGCGCGAUCGUUUGACGAGAACGUCUGACACUUUGGCCAGAGACAAAGAUGCCGAGAAUGACAAUCGCACGCGCAUUAGCGCUGGCAGAAGCAAAAUCGAGUCUUGGCACAAGACCGAGCUAGUGGCGGCAGACACUCCGGCGACUGAUCGAAAAGAGCGAGAUCGGACAAAGAGCUGGAGAGACCGAGACACUUCUGAAACGAUAGAUGAUCGUGCAAACGGACGAGGGGCAGCACCCGACCGGCGUUGGAACCGCGAUCGCGAGCAGCGUGUAGAACGUGACCCCGAGUGGUUUGAUGAGCCCGCCGAAGCACUCCGUGAAGCACACACACAGCAAGAUUUCCAGAAAUGGAUGGAGCAGAUGAAGAAGGGCAGAGGAGGCGGAGACGCUCCACCAGCAUCAGCUCCUGUUCCUGAACAGGCUGCAGAGCCCGAGAGGCCUCAUCUUCCCCAUCAGCCCAUGUCAGCUAUCGAGAGUGGCCCUGACAAGUUUUUCCUUGCUUUCGGCCGCCAGAGCUCUCUUGAGCCUAAUUCCCCGCCUAGUGAAGCAAAUGAAGCACCUGCUAAGCCCAAGGCUGCAGGCAAGUCGUCGAGAUUUACAUCCUUCUUCCACCAGCCCCAAGAAGAACAGCGGAGUAGGGUAGAACAGUCGACGAGUGUACCGCCUCAGGCCACCCAGUAUCCCCCUGGCUUUGGCCCCAUCCCCAUGCAAGCAGCUCCUCCUGAAGAAGAGAAGCAAGCUUUCCAGCAGCUACUUCUUAAGCUCCAGAAGCAGAGCAUGAGUGCUACUCCUCCGGCCCCCUCGCCUUUUGCUCCGCCGCCUAUGGGAAAUCACCCUGAUAUGGGAAAGAAGAGUAAUUUGGCAUCCCCAGAGCCAUUCCAACAAUAUGGCGGAGAGAGAGCUAACGGCAUGGCUCGUCCGCCGCCACAACAUGUGCAAGAAAUUCUUGCCCCUCGGCCUCAGCAGCAAUCUGCUCGGCCAGACCAGCUUCUCCAAGAUCUUGUGGGCCACCACCAACGCCUCUCUAGUCAAAGCUCAGGAAUCCCUGAUCAGGCUCGCAACAACAACAACACUGAGUUCUUAAUGAAUCUCAUGAGAAUGGGACCCGGUGUUCCUCCUUUAAGCAUGCCCCAGUCCCAGCCUCAGCCGCAGAAGCAGCAAGCACCAAUGCUGGAAUCAGACUUUUCACCAAGAGAGAAUCGGGGACCACAGCGCCAGAUGCGCCCCCAGCCGCCCCCAGGGUUCCCUCUCGACGAAUCUUUCCACAAUGUCGAACGUGAGCCGCGUCUCGGCCAGCCCACACAGAUUUUGCAACGACCUCCUCCUCCCAUGGAUCAAAUGCCACCAAACUGGAUGGCAACCGGUGGUCAGAUGCCACCACCCCAGCAGCGUGGCCCUAUGAUGCCUCCUCCUGGAUUACCUGGAGGUUUGAGCCGCAACGUUCCCAUGCCGCACAUGUUCCCGCCCAACUUUCCCCCUGGUGGAAUGCCACCACCUCCAGAGGCCUUGGCUGGUAUGCCUCCGCGUAACAUGCCUCCGCCUCCGCCUGGCUUCUUUAAUGGACCCCCUCACGGAUUCAUGCCUCCUGGACUUGGCGGUUUCAAUGGACCUCCAGGACCCCCCGAAGCAUUCGGUGGAUCGCCCUUUGAGGCCCGUGGAAUGCCUCCUGGCGCCGCUGGCCGAGGGGCUGCUUUUGGCCGACCCUAGUAUGACGAGGCUUCAAGCAUUUACGGUCCAAUGAUUUGAUCGGAUCAUCUGUCAAAAGCACAAAAUUGGCUUUCCGUGUCGAAACUUUUGUAGUCAUUUUCAAACACAUAUUUCUUUUUUUUUUAUCAUGCUUAGUAUGACUUUUGGAAGUUACAAAGGCUCGAAGUCAAAAGAUCCAAUAGGGGAUAAUGGAUCUCGAUGACUGCUCUUUUUUUCUCUUUUUUCAAAGCCUUUGUCAUAUGAUUUUUUUUUGUCCUGGGAAUUGCUUUAUGGGGGAAGUAGUCUCGGACACGAGGAAAAAAAGACUCUAAAGUGCACGGUUUGCUAGUUACGUAUAGGAGGGAAAGGGGUAAAGGGGGAGAUGUAAUGCUGAUAGUAGGAAUGGAAAACGAAAAAGAUGUUGCAAAUGGCUCUUUGUAAAUGUUGUGAUGUGGUAUGAUGUG